Molecule: messenger RNA, 1410 nt
Organism: Hibiscus syriacus
Lineage: Eukaryota; Viridiplantae; Streptophyta; Magnoliopsida; Malvales; Malvaceae
Product: UDP-galactose/UDP-glucose transporter 2-like
Exons: 5
Coding region: 267-1316 (349 amino acids)
Biological process (GO): transmembrane transport
Cellular component (GO): endoplasmic reticulum membrane; Golgi membrane
Molecular function (GO): transmembrane transporter activity
Source: RefSeq, a predicted model, not a curated record
UGUACUUGCCGUUAUUGCAAUUAUAUCCACCCCUCUCCCUCGUUGCUCUGUUUUCUAUCUGUUGGGCAAAUCCAGAUCAUUGGUCUUCAAUACAGCACUGAAACACAACCAAACAGCUACCAAAUCAACAUGUAAGGGAAGUGGUUUUUAAAGGGUGGUUUUUUCAUGGUUGAUCCGACUUCGUUUUCGUAGCUUUCACUAAAUUGAAAACCUUUUUUCUUUCUAAGUUAUUGGUUAGAGUGAGUGAAAAAAAACUUUAGACAGCUAUGAAAAACGAAGAGCAAGCACGUUCCUUGUUUGGGAUUUCUCUCUCUGAUAAACCAAUAUGGAAACAGUUUCUCUUUUGCUCUUCUGGGUUCUUCUUUGGCUACCUUGUCAAUGGCGUUUGCGAGGAAUAUGUAUACAACAGGCUCCAGUUCAGCUAUGGCUGGUACUUCACAUUUGUUCAAGGAUAUGUUUAUCUGUUGCUGAUUUAUCUUCAAGGCUUCACCCCAAAACAAAUGGUGAAUCCAUGGAAGACUUAUGUUAAACUCUCCGCUGUUCUUAUGGGUUCCCAUGGCCUUACUAAAGGGUCUUUAGCUUUUCUCAAUUACCCUGCUCAGCUCAUGUUCAAAUCCACCAAGGUUCUCCCUGUGAUGAUAAUGGGCGCCUUCAUACCCGGUUUGCGACGAAAAUAUCCUGCACACGAAUAUGUUUCGGCAAUUCUUUUAGUGGUGGGAUUGAUUCUUUUCACCUUAGCCGAUGCCCAAACUUCCCCAAACUUCAGUGUGAUCGGUGUAGUGAUGAUAACCGGUGCUCUAGUAAUGGAUUCGUUUCUUGGCAAUUUGCAAGAAGCUAUCUUCACAUUGAACCCCGAAACAACACAGAUGGAAAUGCUGUUCUGCUCGACGGUGGUCGGUUUGCCAUUCUUGAUCCCACCCAUGCUUUUAACGGGGGAACUAUUCAAAGCAUGGAAUUCAUGUUCACAGCAUUUAUACGUGUACGGUGUUUUAGUGUUUGAAGCAAUGGCCACUUUCAUCGGACAGAUAUCGGUCCUUUCCCUGAUUGCCAUUUUUGGUGCAGCCACCACAGCAAUGGUUACAACCGCAAGGAAGGCAUUGACAUUAUUACUGUCCUACUUGAUAUUCACUAAGCCGUUGACCGAACAGCACGGGACCGGGCUUCUGCUUAUAGCCAUGGGGAUCGCUUUGAAGCUCUUGCCAUUGCAGGGUGACAGCACCAAACCGGUUUACAAAAGGGUCUCCAGUUCUGCUACAAGCCAUGAAACGGGGGAUGGAUCUGUAGUUGAAGAUAAAAGGCAAAGCUCUCCGGUUUAAUGAUUUUAUAUUACUGCUUUUGCCAAGUUAUUUUGUGUCUUAAAUUUGUUCUGUUGAAUUACUCUACCGAAAUCAAUAUCAAAUCUGAAAGGAA